Microcebus murinus (gray mouse lemur) is the source of this 990-nucleotide messenger RNA. It is a transcript of the gene C6H14orf119, whose product is annotated as chromosome 6 C14orf119 homolog. The record is from RefSeq and is a predicted model, not a curated record. NCBI's taxonomy places the organism in Eukaryota, Metazoa, Chordata, Mammalia, Primates, Cheirogaleidae.
GUGUUUGGGGCUGGUCCGGGACCGGAAGUGCGUGGGAUGUUCGGCUGGCCCCGCUUUGGGUUUUCAGGAAACAUGGAAGCGGCGGCGGUAGUUGAAGUCUAAGGACUCUUGUGACGAUCUCGGGGUGCCCUCUGAGAGGAAAGGGAGGAUGCCACUGGAAUCAUCUUCCUCUUCGAUGCCACUAUCCUUCCCUUCUCUCUUACCCUCAGUACCAGACAAUAUUACUGACUCUUCCCUUCCCCCAAUGUCUUACAUCACUUCCCAGGAGAUGAAGUGUGUUCUUCACUGGUUUGCCAGUUGGUCAGGUCCCCAGCGUGAACGUUUCCUACAGGACCUGGUAGCUAAGGCAGUGCCAGGAAAAUUACAGCCACUACUGGAUGGUUUGGAGCAGCUUAGUGUGUCUGGGGCAAACCGACCACCUUCUAUCUUUGAGUGCCAGCUACGUCUUUGGGAUCAGUGGUUUCGAGGUUGGGCUGAGCAGGAGCGCAAUGAAUUUGUCAGGCAACUGGAGAUCAGUGAGCCAGACUUCGUUGCAAAGUUUUACCAAGCAGUGGCUGCUACAGUUGGUAAGGAUUGAUAGGCAUUCAAAUCAAAGAAGAUAACCACAGCUGAUGGAGCCGAGGCCAUGACUCUACAGUGAGAACUCAAUUAAAGUGUGUCACCUAAAAGUCUGGGGAUGGUAUUCUGAUCAGCUGGCUGAACUUGCUGACUAGCACAGGCAUGGUGAUUUCAGCAUUAACACCAUGUCAGCUGGACUCCUAGUAUAAAUGUUAUCCAUCUAAGCAAAUCCAGCUAAUCAGUCUGUCUUCUGGUUUUCUUCUUUCCAAGAGAUGUCAAACCCUCAAGAAUUUGAUGACUUCUUUUGCAACUGUGCCAAAAAGGAACAUUAUAACUCAAGCCUACUGCUGGCCCAAGAGGUGUAUAAAGAAGAGCCCUCCUUCCUCAGAAACAGGAGAGAAGGACAAUAAAAAGCCAUAUUUUUAUAGUUUA